Ornithorhynchus anatinus (platypus) is the source of this 923-nucleotide messenger RNA. It is a transcript of the gene PAFAH1B3, whose product is annotated as platelet activating factor acetylhydrolase 1b catalytic subunit 3. Lineage: Eukaryota; Metazoa; Chordata; Mammalia; Monotremata; Ornithorhynchidae. The record is from RefSeq and is a predicted model, not a curated record. The transcript has 7 exons. Bases 27 to 854 code for a protein of 275 amino acids.
UUCCACUGAGCCGCGCCGCUUAACAAAUGCCAUCACCAUUUCCCUGGGAUUGCCCCCACCUUCCCUUCCCACGGGCUGCCACUGCACAACUCACCCUGCUGUCUUUCUUCGAAAAACGAAAAGGUAUUACUCCCAUUGUGGAAAUGCACUUCAUGCCUGCCUGUCGCGUCUAUUGGGACACUUCAAGGCCCCGGGGCUGCAGCGGAGGCGAGCGCGGAGGGGGUCUGCGGCCCCCAGCCUGGACCCUGCGGCACCACCGUUUCGUGGCCGACAGCAAAGACAAGGAGCCGGAGGUCGUGUUCAUCGGAGAUUCCCUAGUGCAGCUGCUCCAUCAGUGUGAGCUGUGGCGACAGCUCUUCUCCCCCCUGCACGCACUCAACUUCGGGAUUGGGGGCGACGCCACCCACCACGUGCUGUGGCGCCUGGAGAAUGGCGAGCUGGAGCACAUCCGGCCCAAGAUCGUGGUGGUCUGGGUGGGCACCAACAACCACGGGCACACGGCGGAGCAGGUGGCCGGCGGCAUCCAGGCCAUCGUGCACCUGCUGAAUAAGAGGCAGCCUCAGGCCCGGGUCGUGGUGCUGGGCCUGCUCCCACGGGGCCAACACCCCAACCCGCUGCGGGAGAAGAACAGGCAGGUGAACGUGCUGGUGCGGGAGGCCCUGGCCGGGCAGCCCCGGGCACACUUCCUGGACGCCGACCCCGGCUUCGUGCACUCGGACGGCACCAUCAGCCACCACGACAUGUACGACUACCUCCACCUGAGCCGCCUGGGCUACGCUCCCAUCUGUAAGGCCCUGCACGCCUUGCUCCUCAGCCUGCUGGGGGCAGACCAGGGCCGGCACCCCCAGCCCUGAGCCGCCCCCCGCCUCCCCCUCAACACGCCUCCCCGCUGCCUUCUCCCCAAUAAACUUCCUCUCCCAGAA